AACCUCUUAACUAUAGUAAAGUAGUAUGUUAUUUAAAAUUGAACUUUUUCAGCGAUUACAAAAGGUUUUGGAAGUAAUUCAGAGUGCACAUCGGACGUGAGUAGAUAAAAUCAUCUUCAUGGAAAACGAGGACGCACAUACUCGUUAUGUACGGUAAACGCGGACGGACAGCGGCAGUCUCGACCGUAACUACUUGCCGGACUUCUCGAAUGUGUGUCGGUGUGUUUUUACAUUGUUUGCUCUUCUAAUACUUUCAUUUUCAUCACUGAUUUGAAACCAGCAUAGGGCGCGGUGGGAUUUACGAGUAGGCCAGGCGCCAAGUUGGUUGGAGAGAAAACAGUAAAAUAAAGCUCCAUCAGCAGUGUGUCAAAAGACCCCCAAGGGGACUGCAGUGACCUAACCAGGAGGCUGCAGGUCAAGGACCCAUCCCCUGGCAGGACAAUCCCUGAACGGCACAGAUGAAGCUCCUUUCCAAAAGGGUCUUCACAUAUAACUGUCCUUCUUGGUGGGUUCUUGCCAUACUCAUUGCUGGUCAGAGCGUCGAUGCGGGAGGAAAAUUGGAGCCAUGUGGGGGGAGAGACUGCACAGUCUGUCAGUGUUUCCCAGCCGAAGGAGACAGGGGGACACCAGGCAGCCUGGGGCUGCGGGGACCGCCGGGACCCCGUGGACCCCAAGGACCACCUGGACCCCAAGGAGAAAAGGGGCAAAACGGCUUCGAGGGCCUGCCUGGGGAGACAGGCAUGAAAGGGGAAAGGGGAAAUGUGGGCUUUGGAGGAUUUGCAGGUGUUGAUGGUGUCCCUGGCCAUCCUGGUGCAAGGGGGUCUUCAGGUUUUCCUGGGAAGGAUGGCUGUAAUGGGACUAGAGGCAAGACUGGUUUCCGGGGAGAAGAUGGACAGAAAGGGAAGCCAGGGAGCUGUGGUUUGAAAGGGAUAAAGGGAGCCAAAGGGGACAUUUCAUAUAGUCACUGCAACCUCCCUGGGCCUCCUGGAGAUGCAGGGUGUCCAGGACCUCCUGGUAUUCCAGGACCUGAUGGCUAUGGUGGAGUCAUGGGCCCCGAAGGGUCCAAAGGCAUGGACGGAGUUACAGGCCUUCCUGGUAUACCUGGACCAAGGGGUAGUCCUGGAGUUGCAGGCAGGCCAUUACCAGGAGAGAAAGGUGUAGAGGGAGACGAGGGGCCUCCAGGCCUUCCUGGACCCUUUGAAAUGGUGGAGCCUCCAGAAGAUUACUACAAAAUAGGAGACAAGGGUGACAAAGGAUUUCCAGGCUUGCCAGGAAAAAAAGGCUCAGCUGGGAAAAACAGCAUUCCUGGGGUAAAAGGAGAAAAGGGAAAAUCUGGAUUUCCUGGACAAAGAGGUUCACCCGGAUAUUCUGGUGAAUAUGGAAAACCUGGAGUACAGGGAUCAACUGGGGACCCAGGACUUCCUGGUCUGACUGGUAGAGGUGGACCAAAGGGAUUUCAAGGAGAUCCAGGUGAAAAAGGAUGCUCAGUACGUGUGUUCCUGAAUUUCACAGGCCCAGUUGGGGACCCAGGUUGCCCUGGCCCAUGUGGGGUCAAAGGGGACAUGGGGGAGAUGGGCUUUCAGGGGGAUCCAGGGCCUCCAGGAGAAUUUGUUGUUGGUCUUACCGGUCAACGUGGAAGCCCAGGCAUCCCUGGUACCAAGGGUGAGAAGGGAGACACGGGGAAAAUUGAUCUGACUUGCAUAAAAGCUGGAAGACCUGGAAACCCUGGUCUGUGUGGACCCAAGGGGGACAGAGGUCAACGCGGACCACCAGGCUGUGGAGGGCAUUACUGCAUUUCAGGAGAGCAUGGGCUGCUGGGAGAAAAUGGUGACCCUGGCCCACCAGGCAGAGCAGGGAUCAAAGGAAGCAAAGGAUGCCCUGGAAAAUGUAGUUGUGGUCCCCCAAUAAAAAUGAGUGGACUUCCUGGUCCCUUAGGACAGCAGGGUGAGAAAGGAUACCCAGGAUUCCCUGGAGACUGGGGCGAGAAUGGUGGCAGUGGGCCCCCUGGGGACAUGGGAGUCCCAGGUUUAAAAGGUUUAAUUGGAUUGACAGGUUGUAAAGGUGUAAAGGGUAAGAAAGGACCCUCUUGCUUCAGUGCUAAAGGAAAGAAGGGUGACCCAGGUCUCAUUGGACCUCAUGGGAACCCAGGAUUCACUGGAGAAAUAGGGAAGGAUGGAAAACCAGGUUUAGCUGGAGAUCCAGGCAGGAAUGGAGACAGUUAUCCAGGGCCCCAAGGUGACAAAGGACCUAGUGGUUUUCCUGGGGACAAAGGAGUGUGUGGUCUAAUGGGUCCCCCCGGCGAUGGCAUCCCUGGCUGCAUUGGGGAGCGGGGACCUGCAGGUGAUUCAGGCCCUGCUGGAAUGCCUGGGGCCCCUGGACCCAAAGGGGUCAAAGGUGACACACUGCACUGCAUCUUCCCUAAUCCUGGCCCACAAGGCCAAAGGGGAAAGGAGGGAGAUUUAGGCUUUCCAGGAUCAUCAGGUGCUCCAGGAAACCGUGGGUUUCCAGGACUGGAUGGGCCAAAAGGAGAGCGUGGGGAUGCUGGUUCAUGUGGCCUGCAAGGAAGCUGUGGAUUGCAAGGGCCGAAUGGAGAUUUGGGGACUCAAGGUCCUGAUGGUCCAUCCAUCCCUGGAUCUCCAGGAUCUCCAGGCAAAGACGGACCUCCAGGUCUCCGAGGGCCUCAAGGAGAUUCUCUCAUAGGCCCCAAAGGAUCCUGUGGUUCCAAGGGAAGCUCAGGAAUACGAGGACCAAAAGGAUUUUUAGGCCCAUCUGGUCUACCUGGUUUAGAAGGUUUACCUGGGAAACCUGGCACAAUAGGGUGUAAAGGGGAUCAGGGAGAGCCUGGAGCUACAGGCCUGUGUGGCCCUCAAGGAGCUCCACCAGACAGGUGUGAUUGUGGUUCCUGUGGCCCCCCAGGGCCCCAAGGAUGCCGAGGUGACACUGGUCCUCCAGGCUGCAGUGGUGACAAGGGUAUGACUGGGGAGAUAGGGAACCCUGGUCAUGGAUGUAAAGGACCUCCAGGAAAGAAUGGUCCCCAUGGCCUUCCAGGAUACCCUGGACCUCAAGGCUCACCAGGAAUAAUAGGGGACCCUGGGAACCCAGGAACACCUGGAUGGAAAGGCCUCUGUGGGUUACCAGGAAAUCCUGGACCACCAGGAAGUCAAGGGCAGAAUGGCCUGCUUGGACCUACUGGAAGGAAAGGGGAGAAAGGUUUUAAUGGGCAACCUGGGCCCCCAGGGGAUGAUGGACAAAAAGGAGACAAAGGUUGUAGGGGUUUAAUGGGGAAGCCAGGCAACACUAAGGUGAAUGCAAUUCCAGGUUGUACAGGGCCACCUGGACUCCCUGGUACCAAUGGCUUCUCUGGACCCAGAGGCGAGAAGGGCCAAUGUGGAGCCAAUGGCCAACCAGGGUACCGUGGGAGGCAUGGACCUCCUGGCCCUGACUGUGGGCCUCGGGGACCAGCGGGAGAGUGUGGCCCACCAGGUUUAACUGGCCAGCCUGGUCUCCCUGGCCCCAAGGGCUUCAUCGGUUUUCCUGGGGACACCGGAGACUGCGGUGACCCUGGAUGCAGUGGGUAUCACGGAACUGCAGGAUGGCCUGGGGCCAAGGGCUCAAAAGGUGAAAGAGGCGAUAGUGUUGGUGCUCCAGGGCCACCAGGAGACAGAGGUUCACCUGGAAAUGCUGGUUUAUGUGCUCAAAAAGGUGAUUCAGGAGAUUGCGGAAUCCCAGGUUCUCCUGGCCCAACAGGAAGAUGUGGUCCCCCAGGUCCUGUAGGGCCUGUAGGGCCAGCAGGACUUCCAGGUUCCAUGGGAUCUCUAGGUCCAUUAGGAAAGGAAGGGCCAGAGGGACCUCUGGGAACACCUGGACAGUGUGGCCCUAAUGGAAGCCCUGGACCUAGAGGACUCCCAGGUCCACCUGGGCCCUUGGGUUUGCACGGGCUGAAUGGUCUGAAGGGAGACAAGGGUGAUAAGGGAGCAAGGGGUCUGGGAAUGAAAGGACCCCCAGGUCAGUACGGCCCCGCAGGUCAGAAGGGCUCAAGAGGGCCCCCGGGAUCAAGCGGACCAAGCACAAACAGUAGAAAAGGUGAAAAAGGGCAACAAGGGGUUCUAGGACCACCAGGACAACAUGGGCCUCCUGGACCACCAGGGGUGGAUUGCAAAAAUCAAAGAAAAGGUACUCCUGGAGAACCUGGCUUGCCUGGACUAGACGGACUACAGGGCGCUCCUGGUCAAGUAGGGUUCCCUGGUCAAGUUUUGCCCGUUAAUGGGGAUCCAGGGGAGGGUGGCAAACCAGGAUGUCCAGGCAGCCAGGGUCUGAGGGGCCUUGAGGGCUUCCCCGGCAGCCCAGGGGCUUUUGGUCCACCUGGUCAAAAAGGCGAAAAAGGUUCUCUUGGGUUAAUGGGGCACCCAGGAGACAGAGGCCCUCCUGGUGAACCUGGCAUCAAGGGACCCAAAGGGAACAAAGGAAUGGCUGGAAAUCCAGGUUUGAAAGGAGUUUGUGAGAAUUGCAUGCUUUCAGAAAUACCCCCUAUCCCUCCAGGGGGCCAAGGGCUUGCUGGCGUACCAGGGUCCCGAGGUUCUUAUGGCACUAUUGGAUUGUUGGGAAGACAAGGGUCAAAAGGGCUGAAGGGAGAAAGAGGGGCCCCUGGCUCCCUAGGGCCAUCCGGGCCUUCAGGACUGGACGGAUUUGCAGGGGAUCCUGGGGAACCAGGAGAACGAGGAGUCUCAGGGUUACAAGGUGCUACUGGUGAAAUGGGAGAUCCUGGAUAUCCUGGCAAGUUGAUAAAGGUUAACUCUGGCUUCCUCUUGGUGCUGCACAGCCAGUCAGAGAGAGUCCCAGUUUGCCCACAAGAUAUGAUCACUUUGUGGAAUGGCUACAGUCUGCUCUACCUGGAACGACAGGAGAAAGGACACACACAGGAUCUGGGUCAGGCUGGGUCAUGUUUAAGGGUCUUUAGCACCAUGCCAUUCUCGUACUGCAACAUGGACAGCUGCAGCUACGCCAGUCGCAAUGACAGGUCCUACUGGCUGGCCACUGCAGCUGCAAUACCCAUGAUGCCUGUGUCAGGGCUCGAGAUCAAGAAGUACAUCAGCCGCUGUGUGGUGUGUGAGGCACCUUCACCUGCCGUUGCUGUGCACAGCCAGGAUAGCGCUGUUCCACCCUGCCCACAAGGUUGGAGAAGUCUCUGGACAGGAUUCUCCUUCCUUAUGCACACUGGUGGCAGUGAUGAGGGAGGCGGGCAGUCCUUGACAUCACCUGGAAGCUGUCUGAAGGAUUUCCGCACCCAACCCUUCAUCGAAUGCCAAGGGGCUCGUGGCACCUGCCACUUCUUCACAACAGCCUAUAGCUUCUGGUUGACUCAUGUUAACCAAAGGGAGCAGUUUCGUCCUCUGACCUCCUAUAUACUCAAAAAGGAGCAGCAGCAACGCCAGCACACUAGCCAGUGCCACGUUUGCAUGCGACAGUGAGCCUCAUCCCCCUCGACUGUAGGCCCUCGCCAGGCCACAUUCCUGUGAGAACUGCACUGAAAAUGCAUGCUGAUUUCUUAAGAGGCCAGGAACACCCGGAUUGGUUACUUGAAAGUAUAUGAACAUAAUCAUUAGUUGUAUGAGCAUACCUGCAGGCUGUUUAAGAGGCACUGUACGCUUUCCUUAAAUUUCUUUUAUCCAGUAAGGCUUAUCUGACCAGAUAUCCAUCCAUUCAUGCAUCCAUCCAUUUCCCAAGCCAGAUUGCAUCCAUUUUCUAGCCUUUAAAAAUUAUUCCUCAUAAAAAGAAUUCUUAAAAUUAUUGAAAACACAUUUUCUUU
Messenger RNA from Scleropages formosus (Asian bonytongue), 5806 nucleotides. It is a transcript of the gene col4a4, whose product is annotated as collagen, type IV, alpha 4. The coding region runs from base 459 to 5468 and encodes 1669 amino acids. The record is from RefSeq and is a predicted model, not a curated record. The transcript is spliced from 47 exons. Gene Ontology annotation, molecular function: extracellular matrix structural constituent. NCBI's taxonomy places the organism in Eukaryota, Metazoa, Chordata, Actinopteri, Osteoglossiformes, Osteoglossidae. Gene Ontology annotation, cellular component: collagen trimer.